AAAGUGACAUCGUUUCCGCAAACAUUUAAAUUUCCUUACAUUGCUGGUAUUAGCUGUCGAAAUCACUGAUGUGUAAUAAGAACCUUACAUAUUUUUUUGAGAUUCAUGAAACUUUUAUUAAUAACUGUUAGCUUGCAGCAAUGUUGAUUAACGAGGCUUUUCAGAGACAAUUAUCUACCAUUGUCGAGGUAUUAGUUGCAACGGCAGUUGCGGAGAUGGGCAGACUCCUCGAUGAGUGCUCUGCUUUUGUUAUGCCUCUAAAGUUGGUCCAGCAGAAUGAGGAAAGUAUUUUGCUGAAGAGUAGGCUUCAACGUGUGAACAAAACCAAGACAGAGACGGUCUUCAUUUCCACAACUACUGCACUGACACUGUCUCUGAGAGUGCCCACCAAGAGUAGGAUGACUAUAACCCCCAGACCUCACCUGCCUCAGAGACACAAGAUGACCAGAGAAACACAGAGCCAAACUCAGGCAGGAAUGGAGAAGAUGCCCAGUGUGGAGGGGAACCUACUGGAGAUGUGGUAUUGCUCUCUGAAUUUGAUCAUCAAGAGGAAGUUCACCUUAAUCCCCAGCUCUCACCUUCAUCAGACCCAGAGAAACAAGACAGCCAGCCCUCAAACAUGGAGCCAAACCCAGGCAGGAUUGGAGAAGCUGUCCAGAAUGGUGGUUCUUCAAAUGCAGACCAAAAUACAGAUGCAAGUGAUGCCACCGGAGCAGUGAAGAGGCCAUUCAUUUGCGAUGUUUGUGGAAAGUAUUUCGAUUGGAGAUGCACGCUUAAAGCCCACCUUAAUCAUCACACCAAACCCUUUAGCUGCCCACAGUAUGGGAAAUGUUUUGGUAUGAAGACGGGGUGUAAUAAUCACCUCUUGGCGGUACAUUCUAAAGACAAGUCCUUCAAAUGCACAGAUUUUGGGAAGAAGUUUGCUUUGAGAAAAGGUUUCAUCAAACACAGGGAUUUCAACCCAACUCUGCAUACCUGCACAACAAGUGAAAAAUCAUUCUGUGGGGAACGUGCGCUAAAACGGCACCCGGAAAAGGCAUACAUCUGCUCUUUGUGUCCAAAAACCUUUCGGUCAUGGCCAAUAUGGAAACGUCAUAAGGCAGAGCACUCGGGAGAAGUAUUGCUGUGAAACCUGUGGCAAGCUUUUCUGUUCAUCUUCAUCUUUAGCCAGUCAUCAGAGAACAACUCAUAGAGCAAAGGCUUAUAGCUGUGAUGUAUGUACUAAAGGUUUCAGGGAUGUAACCAAUUUCCAAAAACAUAUGACCUCCCACAUUAGAAAAGACCAUGUUAGUCUAUAAAAAGCUUUUGCCUGAAGUGUAUGUGAGAAAUGUUUCUCAUGUGCACGCACUCUCAGCGAUCAUCUGACCAUCCAUAUUGGAGUAAAAUGUUUUGGUUGUAGCACAUGUCACAAACGUUUUCGUCUUUCAACCAGUCUCAAAGGUCAUAUGACUUUACAUACUGGAGAGAAACCUUUUGUCUGUGGUUUAUGUGGCAAGCGUUUCCUUCUCCCACACUCUUUUGAAAGACAUAAAACCACCCACACUGGGCCUCCCGGGUGGAGCAGUGGUACGUUUGUGGCAAACCUCUCCCUGAUGCAGCUAGGCUCAAAUGGCAUAUGUUCGUACAUACUGGUGAACAACCUUUUGCCUGUGAUCUAUGUGGCAAAAGGCUCAGUGACCCAGGCAAUCUCAAAAGACACAAGCUGUCUCACACAGGGCAGAAAUUGUAUGUUUGUAAUACUUGUGGUAAAGGUUCAACAACCCUUAAGACACA
Molecule: messenger RNA, 1773 nt
Organism: Oncorhynchus tshawytscha (Chinook salmon)
Lineage: Eukaryota; Metazoa; Chordata; Actinopteri; Salmoniformes; Salmonidae
Exons: 3
Coding region: 141-719 (192 amino acids)
Source: RefSeq, a predicted model, not a curated record